GGAAAAUCAAGAUUUGCUUCCUGCUUGGAUUGCACUCUAUUACACCAUUCCAGCCCUUGAAUAUGGUUAGGGCCAGUCACUGAGUGCCGUCGGGAGGUGAGUCCGAUUACCUAAGCACACCGCAAAGCUUCGCAAGAUCCCAUCGCAAGCCUCGGACGGUGAACUGCAAGUCCAGCCAUUGGCCCUCCUCGAACUACUACCUCAAAGCUAUCUCCUUCCGCAGCGUAUAGCUACAACUCCGAUACCACCAUCAUGUCUACGGAAAUGGAAGUCGACCCUCCGGUGGUGCAACAAGAGGAAGAGGAAGAAGCUCCCGCGCAGUCCAGCAACGGUAGCCACGAUCCGAGAACACAGGCGGGAGCCGUCGCAGUACGCAGCAUCGAGGGAUGGAUUGUCAUCGUGACCAACAUCCAUGAAGAGGCCUCCGAAGAGGACGUCACGGACUUGUUCGCCGAAUAUGGAGAGAUCAAGAAUUUCAGCCUGAACCUGGACCGCCGGACGGGUUACGUCAAGGGAUAUGCCUUGAUCGAGUACUCCACCCUCCCCGAAGCCUCGGACGCCAUCAAAGCCUUGAACGGCUCCAAACUACUGGACCAAACCAUCUCCGUCGAUUUCGCAUUCGUUAGACCGCCCCCCUCGAAUAAAGGAAAGGGUGGAGGACAGAGAGGUGGACGUGGCGGCGGUAGAAACCGCAGCAGAAGCCGCGAGAGGAGCCGCAGUCCUGGAGCCGAUGAUGCACGGGACUAAGCCCGCCGUGAUGUUUUGUUUGUUGGGAGAGCGUUUUCUUUUCAAUUCAUCUCACAGGCCGUGGAUGCGCCAGACACUUGGCCUUUUGUUUGCUCCAGACCUCCGCCAGCAUUGGGGUCCUGCUAUUUUGCGCUCGCACUACAAUAAGAAUCGUAUUGGCUGCUUAGGGUUGUCCAGAUAAUUCAUGCCAUGGGCUGGAAGUCUGGGGGCUGGCUCGACCAAAUCGGCUCUAGGGGAGAGGGAGAGGAGGGGGUGGGAGAAGCAGAACAAAGCCG
Molecule: messenger RNA, 1022 nt
Organism: Aspergillus aculeatinus CBS 121060
Lineage: Eukaryota; Fungi; Ascomycota; Eurotiomycetes; Eurotiales; Aspergillaceae
Product: RBM8 family RNA-binding protein
Exons: 2
Coding region: 253-747 (164 amino acids)
Biological process (GO): RNA splicing
Cellular component (GO): nucleus; exon-exon junction complex; cytoplasm
Molecular function (GO): mRNA binding
Source: RefSeq, a predicted model, not a curated record